Messenger RNA from Spodoptera exigua (beet armyworm), 2198 nucleotides. The record is from the annotation of a GenBank genome assembly. NCBI's taxonomy places the organism in Eukaryota, Metazoa, Arthropoda, Insecta, Lepidoptera, Noctuidae.
CUGUGGUCUGCUGUCAUUGAAAGUUUAUUUUGGAUUUGAAUUUUUUAUUUUAGGUUAUAAUGGUUACAAAAUAAUAUAUCUUUAAAUAAACUUUUAAAUAAAUAUAUAUUCAACCAUGGCUUUUCGGUGCCUAAAAUUAAUAAGAAUAAUAAGGUCGACAAGUGUGAUCCGUCAUAAUUUAAUUACAACUUCUGCAGCCUUACCAGAAGAUGUAAAAAUUCGUAAACCAAAAGAGUACAAAACAGAAGACAAUUUGGUGUAUAAAGAAGAUCCAGAUAAGUUUGGCACCUUAUCCAGGGUGGUUAGCACUGAAUCAAGUGAAUUAGUUGAUGAUGGAGAUAUAAAAGAACAAGAGUUCAUACAAAAUAAACCUUUAAGCACUCAGAAGCUUACUAUUAAGCAGUAUGCCGAUAUAAUAAAACAGUGUAUCAAUCACAAAAGACUCAAAGAGGCCAUCGAUGUUUUAGAAACGCGAAUGUUAAAAGAGGAUAGAGUAAAACCAGAAAACUAUAUCUACAACAUACUAAUUGGGGCUUGUGCUGAUGUUGGGUACACAAAGAAAGCUUUUAAAUUAUUUAACGACAUGAAGAAACGAGCUCUAUUGCCUACAGGAGAUACUUACACUUGCUUAUUUCAUGCUUGUGCUAAUAGCCCAUGGCCAGAGGAUGGAUUAAAACGGGCUAAGCACCUAAAGGAGCUUAUGACUGAGAAAGGAUAUGAACCAAAUGUUACUAAUUAUAACUCAAUGAUUAAAGCAUUUGGGAGAUGUGGAGAUUUACCAACAGCAUUUAUGAUUGUUGAUGAAAUGGCAGCAAAAAGGAUUAAAAUCAGAGUUAAUACUUUAAAUCAUCUCCUCCAUGCAUGUAUAUCUGAUAAACAGAAUGGUUUGCGCCAUGCUCUUAUAGUUUGGAGAAAAAUGCUAAAAUUGAAAGAAAAGCCAAAUAUUUUUAGCUUUAAUUUAAUGCUGAAAUGUGUCAAAGAUUGUAACUUAGGCAGUAAACAGGACAUAGAAGAACUAAUUGGGGUCAUACAAGAUCAAAUUCAGCUGCAAAAUAAAAGAACUGAAGAGUUAAAAUUGCCUGGUUCAACAAAAAAGUUAAAAAGUGAACUAUUCAAGCAAAAUCUGCUUGAGCCCUCCAAACCUGUUGCUGAAGUAGAUAAAGAAAAUGAAGAGACCAAUGUUUCUAGAAGUGAUUUAAGUAUCAUAGAUAAAAAAGAUAAUGUUUCAUUAGAAUUUGUGAACAAAUUAGACAAAGUAGUCAGAAAUGAGGCUCCCUUACCAAACUUAUUGUCAAAAGUGGUGAAUAUGGAUAAAGUGACAGGAUUACAAGAAAUUCACUCAUUACAAGAUAAGUUUGCAGUUGUCGGUGGACAAGAGGACUUCCUUAAAGAAAUGCACACAUAUUCAGUUAAACCUAAUAUAAAGACCUUCACUCAAAUGCUACCAUUGUUGGAUAACACUACAGAAGCUGAAGAGAGAUUACUCCAAACAAUGAGUACUUUGGGUGUUCAGGCUGAUAUAGAUUUUUAUAAUAUGCUUAUAAAGAAGAGGUGCUUGAGGUCUGAUUAUGAUUCUGCAUUUGCUGUGCAAGAUAUAAUCGAAAAAGAGAGUGAAUUUAGAAAAAAAAGGUUCCCAUUUUCCAAGAAGUUAAAGCUAAAAUUGAAUAUAAUGUCUUAUGGAGUGCUGGCAAUGGGAUGUAAAACUAAGGAGUCUGCAGAGAAACUUCUCCAAGAUAUGGAGGAAAAACAUCUGAAGGUCAACAUAGAAAUUCUGGGAACUUUAUUGAGACAUGGAACAGCAACUAUCAACUUUGGCUAUGUCCUAUACAUUAUGAAUAUAGUGAAAAAAGAAAAUAUAAAGCUGAAUGACAUAUUCUUAAAACAUCUAGUAACAUUCAAUGAAAAAUGUGCUGAUAAUAUUAAUAAAAAGGACCGUGUUUCCGAAACCUUCAAGAAGGCUUUUGCAAUAUAUACCAAGUAUUACAACACCUGGUUAAAAGAAGUAAAUGUUGAAGCAGCUUUAAAACCUGAACACCCAUGGCAACAAUACAGAGAAAAUUACCCAGAAACAGUACAAAGAAGUCCAGUGGAAAUCAAAGAACCAAAGAGGUUCUAUAAACGCAAUAGAAAAUAUAGUCGAUAUACUCCUCGAAUAGUGAAUUAAAAACAUUUCAGAAAUAUUAGUAACUUUUAUUUAU